AUGCAAUUCUCAACCAGCGCCGCUCUCCUUGCCUUUGCCGCAGUUGCUUCUGCCGCCCAUGGCUCCAGCUCUGCCUACGAUAGCUACAGUUCGAGCUCUGCCCACAGCAAUGUCACUUACACCACCCAAGUUGUCACCGCCUACACCACCUACUGCCCUACCCCCACCAAGAUCACCCAUGGCAUCCACACCUACACGGUCACUGAAGCCACUACCUUGACCAUCUCUGACUGCCCCUGCACCGUCAGCGUUCCAGUGUACACCUCUAGCGUCACCAGCUGCACUACUUGCUCCUACUCCUCUGACGCGAAGCCCGUCUACCCAACCAGCAUCCCCAGCGUCCCGAGCUCCAGCGCAGUCAAACCAAGCAGCGUCAUCCACCCCGUCCCGAGCUCCAACGGUACCGUGCCAUCUGGCCCCGUCUCACCACCAAAGACACCAGUCCCCAGCGCCUCGACAUCCUACAGCCCCAGCUCCCGCGUCAAUGGAACCUCACCUCCCAUCGCCACCUACACCGGUGCUGCUGCCGCCAAGAUGGAUUUCAUGGGAGGGAUCGCUGGUGCAGGACUGAUGGGCUUGGUUGCGCUGAUGCUGUAA
Molecule: messenger RNA, 597 nt
Organism: Endocarpon pusillum Z07020
Lineage: Eukaryota; Fungi; Ascomycota; Eurotiomycetes; Verrucariales; Verrucariaceae
Exons: 2
Coding region: 1-597 (198 amino acids)
Biological process (GO): fungal-type cell wall organization
Cellular component (GO): fungal-type cell wall
Molecular function (GO): structural constituent of cell wall
Source: RefSeq, a predicted model, not a curated record